Messenger RNA from Paramecium sonneborni, 574 nucleotides. Lineage: Eukaryota; Ciliophora; Oligohymenophorea; Peniculida; Parameciidae. The record is from the annotation of a GenBank genome assembly.
AUGAAUGCCAACUACUCUAUUUACUUACAAGAAAUUAAAGAGAAUUGUGCUCCCUUAUAGGACAUUUAACUGAGUCACAAAAAAUCUCUCCCUUAGAUAAUUGAAUCCAUUACCUAAAAAAUCCCUUAAGUUAAAAAAAAAAGCAUCCAUAAAAUAUGUUCUCAACAAGUAUGCUUAUCAAUUUAAUUUUAUAAUAAUAGGAAUAAAGAAUAUAUUCUAAUAUUCAUAAACUCAAAAAAUAUAAUCUUCUCAUGGAAAUUGGAUAAGUUAAUCCUUAAUUACACUAAGAAUUGUAAAACACGAGUAAUCAUCAACUUUCUUAGAAAUUAGGUAAAUUUUAACAUCUAUGUUUCAAGUUGAGUAUCAAAAAAUAAAAUAGUUAUAAGGAGAACUAAUUCUUGAAAAUUAAGAUUAAACAAACAACAUAAACGAUUGUUUUUAAUAAAAUGAUAUUAUAUGUUCAGGAAGAAAGUUAUUUCUGAAACCUUGCAUAAGAAACAUUAUGGAUGAUUAUGAAAAUCGAUAUAAUGAAUAUAGCGAUUCGUACAUCAAUAAAUAUCUGGAUCUAAAUUGA